Acomys russatus (golden spiny mouse) is the source of this 842-nucleotide messenger RNA. Its product is annotated as trypsin-4. The record is from RefSeq and is a predicted model, not a curated record. Gene Ontology annotation, biological process: proteolysis. The coding region runs from base 19 to 762 and encodes 247 amino acids. NCBI's taxonomy places the organism in Eukaryota, Metazoa, Chordata, Mammalia, Rodentia, Muridae. The transcript is spliced from 5 exons. Gene Ontology annotation, molecular function: serine-type endopeptidase activity.
CAGACACACUGAGAAGCCAUGAAUAUCUUCAUCUUCUUUGCUGUCCUGGGAGCUGCUGUUGCUCUCCCUACAAAUGAUGAUGACAAGAUUGUUGGAGGCUACACCUGUCCGAAGCAUUCUGUUCCCUAUCAAGUGUCUUUGAAUGAUGGCACUGGCCAUCAGUGUGGGGGCUCCCUCAUCAGUGACCAAUGGGUCCUGUCUGCAGCUCACUGCUACAAAAGGAGACUCCAGGUUCGCCUUGGAGAACACAAUAUUCAUGUCCUGGAGGGUGGUGAGCAGUUCAUUGAUGUGCAAAAGAUCAUCCGCCACCCCAAGUACAACAAGGAUACUCUGGACAAUGACAUCAUGCUGAUUAAACUGAAGUCCCCUGCCCUCUUGGGCUCCCGAGUGUCCACAGUCUCUCUGCCCAGAUCCUGUGCAUCUGCAGGUGCUUGGUGCCUUGUGUCUGGCUGGGGAAAUACUAUGAACCUUAUAGGCACAUACCCAGCACGCCUUCAGUGUCUGGAAGCCCCUGUUCUCUCUGCCAGUUCUUGCAGAAGUUCUUACCCAGACAUGAUCACCAGGAACAUGUUCUGCCUGGGCUUCCUGGAAGGUGGAAAGGACUCUUGUGAUGGUGAUUCUGGUGGCCCUGUGGUCUGCAGUGGAGAAAUCCAGGGCAUUGUCUCCUGGGGUACAGGCUGUGCAAUGAAGGGCAUGCCUGGUGUCUACACCAAGGUCUGCAACUACCUGAGCUGGAUUGAGGAGACCAUGGCCACCAACUGAGUCUUUCACCCUCCAUAAACCAUGUGGUCUUGAUCCAUAUCUCUUUCAUCUUAUGCCUGAAAUAAGAUUUAAAUAAAAUA